CCUUCCUCUCCUCUGUGCGCAGUACUGUGAGGGAGGGGAGAAAGGAUGAGGUUUUCGCGGCCUGUAGAGUUGGUUUCAGAAAUGUAACGUAGUUAUCGCUUCGACGGAUGUUUUACACGGACCUAAAGUCAAUUUGAAGCUGCUGGCGCUCUAAACGGUGCAUGAAGCUCAUGAAAAGCCACACUGGACUGAGAGGAAGUCAGAAAGAAGACCAGGAAGUAGCUUUUAACGAGUGGCGAUGGCCUAUUCUAACUACAGCACCCUGAACAGGGCUCAGCUCACCUUUGAGUAUCUGCACACCAACUCAACGACACAUGAGUUCCUGUUUGGAGCUCUGGCUGAGCUGGUGGACAACUCCAGGGAUGCAAAUGCCACCCGGAUUGACAUCUACACAGAGAAGAGACCAGAUUUGCGUGGAGGCUACAUGCUAUGUUUCUUAGACGACGGCACAGGAAUGGACCCCAACGAGGCGACCCAUGUGAUCCAAUUUGGGAAGUCCACUAAGCGUACACCAGAUUCUACUCACAUCGGCCAGUAUGGAAAUGGUCUCAAAUCGGGCUCCAUGCGUAUUGGGAAAGACUUUGUUCUGUUCACUAAGAAGGACAACACUCUGUCCUGCCUGUUCCUGUCUAGAACAUUCCACGAGGAGGAGGGGCUUGACGAGGUGAUCGUACCCCUGCCCACCUGGGACCUACUGACCAGACAGCCAAUCACAGGCGACCCUGAGAAGUUCGCCAUAGAGACGGAGCUCAUCUACAAAUACUCUCCUUUUAAAAACGAACAGCAGCUGAUGGAACAGUUUAACAAGAUGGAGGGCAGCAGCGGUACUCUGGUGAUCAUCUAUAACCUGAAGUUGAUGGACACCAGAGAACCAGAGCUGGAUGUAGAGACAGACCACCAGGAUAUCCUGAUGGCUGGGACUCCUUCAGAGGGAGUGAAGCCAGAGCGUCGGUCGUUCCGAGCAUACGCAGCUGUCCUCUACAUCGACCCCAGGAUGAGGAUCUUCAUACAGGGACACAAAGUCAGGACCAAGAGACUGUCCUGCUGCCUCUACAAACCCAGGGUAUAUAAAUACACAUCGACUCGAUUCAAAACCCGUGCUGAGCAGGAAGUAAAAAAGGCUGAUCACCUCGCUAAGAUAGCGGAGGAGAAGGCUCGUGAGGCGGAGAGCAAAAGUCUGUCUCUGGAGGCCAAACUGGGAGACGACCUGUCCAAAGAGUCACGGGUCAUGUUGCGUAAGGCUCAGGAUGGGUCCAUGAUGCUUCGACGGGAGGCGGAAGUGAAAAAGAUGAUUCAGGAGUCCAAACAGAAAGCAUUGAAGGAGCCUAAGGAACUGAGUUUUAUCUUCGGGGUGAACAUUGAGCAGAGAGACCUGGAUGGGAUGUUUGUGUAUAACUGCUCUCGCCUCAUUAAGAUGUACGAGAAGACUGGACCUCAGCUGGAGGGAGGAAUGGCGUGUGGAGGUGUUGUGGGGGUAGUAGAUGUUCCAUACCUGGUUCUGGAGCCCACUCACAACAAGCAGGACUUUGCGGACGCUAAAGAAUACAGACACCUUCUGAGAGCCAUGGGAGAACACCUAGCCCAGUACUGGAAGGACAGCAACAUAGCUCAGAAGGGCAUAGUGAAGUUCUGGGAUGAGUUUGGGUACCUGUCGGCCAGCUGGUCCUCACUCCCCUCGGCUGAGCAGAGAUACAAGAGACGCCGCGCCAUGGAGAUACCCCUCACCAUACAGUGUGAUAAAUGUCUGAAGUGGAGGACUCUGCCAUUCCAGAUGGAUGCGGUGGAUAAACGUUACCCGGACAGCUGGGUGUGUCUGAUGAACCCUGACAGCACUCAGGACAGGUGUGAUGCAGCGGAGCAGAAACAGAACCUUCCAUGUGGAGUCCUGAAGAAGGACAGACAGACAGCGGAGGACAAACAGAAAGAACUGACAGAGAAGAUCAGACAGCAGCAGGAGAAACUAGAGGCUCUGCAGAAAACCAGCACCAUCAAAUCAGCAGCAGAUGUGAAGAAGUUGCCUCUGGACGUCAGCAUGAGACCCAUAAAUGACAGUUCUUCCCAGGCAACCAGGUCUUCAGAGCGUGUUUCACGCCCUCGCUCCCCCCCUCUCCCCGCCCUCCUCAAGAACGCCCCCAGCCAGCCGCCAGCCCCCAACCGCAAACUCACCAAUUCCCCUCGACCGACCACCCGGCCUGCUGCCCCAGCCUCCAGAGUCGACCAAUCUAGAGCCAGAGCUGCAGCGAAGCCAUCACCCCCUCCAGCUAAGCCCGCCCCCAAAGCCCCAGCCAAAAUCCCCACCAAACCCACCCCUCCAAGCCGCAGCUCACGGAUUCAAGCCAAAUCGUCUCCUGCCAAAGCAACCACACCUGCUAGCAGCCAGCGCAAGAGAGUGAUGGAGGAGGAGAGUGAGGAGGAGGAGGAGGAGGAGGAAGAAGAAGAAGAAGAAGAAGAAGAAGAGGAGGACAGCGAGGAGGAGAAGGAGCCUCAGCCCAAGAAAUCCAAGAUGGCAGCUGCAGUGGGGAAUCGUGGGAAAACUGUUGAGAAAGCUCCACUCAAGCGGGGAAAAGUGACGGAGGUACACUCUCACAUAUACAUUUUCACUGCUCAGACUAUCAAUCUGUCCCCACCCCCCACUCAGCACCAAACCCCGCCGCCUGAGAAGAGGAGUGCUACCAUACCAACACGGCUGCCCCCUGCAACACCACCACCAGCCAAACCCAUCCCCGCCCCGCCUAAGCCCUCGGGUGGGGCUAGAGCCAAGGUGACAGGCAGUGCAGAGGACGAACACCCAGAGAAUGAACCGAAGAAUGCUCAGAAAGAUAAGGGUAUGUUGGUGGAGGUACGUGUGAAUAAGGAAUGGUUCACAGGCAAAGUGGUUGCUGUGGAAACCAGCAAGCAGAGCGUUCGCUGGAAGGUGAAGUUUGACUACGUCCCCAGAUCCACCCCCAAGGACCGAUGGGUUUUCAAAGGCAGUGAGGAGGUGAGGUUGAUGCGACCCCCCUCUCCCCUCUCCCAGACCCCUGACACACAGCAAGGGGAGGGGACUGAAAAGGGGCCCGCCCCCAUGGAACCUGACACCACCCAACCAGGAACCAGUCGAGAGGUGACUGACAAUCUGGUCAACAUGAUGAGGACGCUGCUGCGUUAUUUCUUCCCUCCUGAUUUCCGGAUCCCGAAGGAUGAUGUCAACAGCAUGACCGCAGAAGAGCUAGUGGCCUUCCCUAUGAAGGAGUAUUUCCAGCAGUAUGAGCUGGGUCUCCAGUCUCUGUGUAACUCGUACCAGAGCAGAGCUGACGCCAGAGCCAAAGCUGUGGAGGAGAAGAGUACCAGCGCUGAGACCAAACUCAGGGAGGCAGACGAGAAGCUACAGAAACUACGAACCAACAUCGUACAACUGCUGCAGAAAGUACAGGAGGACAUUGACAUAAACACCGAUGACGAACUGGAUGCCUACAUAGAAGACCUGCUGACCAAGGGGGACUAGUGAGGAGACAGGCUCUCGGAACCCUGUCUUGCUCUCAGAACAUUGGUCCGUCUGUACUUCCCAAAGUACUGUAGCUCUGUAACUCCUCUACAGACGCCCUUUACCCAUAACCCUCCCUCCUGCCCGCCCCGCUCUGCAGAUGGAGAGGAGAGGCAGCUGCUGCCUGACCUACUGCUGUUGCCGUUUGGUCCCCAAGUUUGUUUUUAUAAAACUGCAGUAUGGUUUUCUGUU
Molecule: messenger RNA, 3715 nt
Organism: Oncorhynchus tshawytscha (Chinook salmon)
Lineage: Eukaryota; Metazoa; Chordata; Actinopteri; Salmoniformes; Salmonidae
Product: ATPase MORC2A
Exons: 27
Coding region: 239-3484 (1081 amino acids)
Cellular component (GO): nucleus
Molecular function (GO): zinc ion binding
Source: RefSeq, a predicted model, not a curated record